AUGACAACUGCGUUUGAUAGAGCUGCAAACAGAUUCCUGGCAAAGUUUACAGACGAGGAAGGAAAGAAGUAUUUUGGCCAACCGACUUCUAUAGACGAUAUCUGGGAUCUGUUAGCGGAUUUGCAAGCUAAACAGUCGUCCCGUGAAGGGUUGAAAAACAUGGCGCGCAUCGAGCCAUUUAUCAAUGGAAUGACUCAAUACUCAAAAGUGAUAGAGGUUUUUAUACAAGUAAAGCCUGAUAUCUUGGCUCUGAUCUGGGGCCCUCUGAAAUUGUUUCUUCAGCUGGCUAGUCAGUUCACUGAGAUCUUUGAGAAAGUACUGGAUGCGAUAAGUCGAAUAGGGGAGAAUCUUCCACGGCUCGGGAGGUUUUCUGCGGCAUUCUCGUUGAAUGAUCAGAUUCAGGAGGUCAUAAGCAUUGUAUAUGUAGAUAUCAUGGAUUUUUACAUAUGCGCCUGGAAGUUCUUCAACCGUAGAGGUGAGAUCAAAUCUGUCGAACCACAGACCUACCACAUGAAGAUUUGGAAAAUAACAUCCCAGUUACAUCUCACAGUAUGGAAUAUUAUAUUCCAUUUGACAUGGACUUCCUUUGAAGACCAGUUUGGUCCCAUCCUCAGAAACCUGCAAAGGCACCAAACUUUGGUGGACAAUGAAGCUCGUGCCGAAGAUAUCAUACAAUCACAGAAAGCCCGAGAAGAGGAACUAAAGCGGGCUGAGGAACGCCAACUAGAUGAUAUGCAUCGAAAGCUGAAGGAUAUCUUUGACUGGCUUGAGCCAGUCAACAUUGUGGAUCGUAGGGAGAAAUGUGGGCACAUGAAGCAAGAUGGUACCGGUAAAUGGCUCAUAGAAAGCAAAGAUAUAAAGGACUGGAUCACCGGGAAGGGGAAACAGUCGGUUUGGCUGACAGGGAAAACAGUUCUUUCGUAUACACUUUUAGAGCAGUUAGAGCUGGAGGUGGCAUCAAUAAACCCCUCUAGUUUAUUCCUUUAUUACUUCUGUAGCUACGAAGAAGCCGACUUGAUAACUUGCCUGAAUAUCCUUUCCACAUUGAUCUACCAGAUAGUCUCACAGAAGAAAGACCUCCUUGCAUACAUUUACCCAGAAAUUACGAAGAUCUUAUCGGUAUCAACGCUUCAAAAACUUUUGUACGAUCUGAUCGAAGCCUCUGUUCCUCCUUCUGGAUUUGUCUAUAUUAUUAUCGACGGGCUUGAUGAACUUCCAAAGACCGAACGUGAUAGGUUAUUGCGCAUUUUAGGGGUUCUCAGGCGAAAGCCAUUGAGUUUAGCUUCUAGGAUAUUUGUGGCAAGCCGGGACUUGACAGAAAUACAUGCUGUGUUACAGAAAGUGGAGAAGAAUAGACCCUCGGCCUUGGAGAUUUCGAUAAACGAAAACAACAAAUAUGAUAUAAAUCGAUAUAUCUUUUACGAGUCAUGGAAGUUGGUGGAAGAUUUUCCUUUCAAAGAAGAACAGCAGUUAUCUAUCCAGAGGGAAAUCGAAAAUAGUCUUUCUACACGGGCAGAUGGAAUGUUUCUCUGGGUUCAUCUUGUCAUCGAGGCUUUACGCUUACAAGACUCAAUUCAAGAAAUUCGCGAAGCCCUAGACAGUUAUCCGAAAGGAUUAAAUGAGGUAAUCAGACGUUUGGAUGAAAGGCAGAGAAGCAAGGCAAAAAAGACCUUGGAGUGGAUAACCUACACAUACCGCCCCUUGAGGAUUGAUGAGCUCGAGGAUGCUCUAUCAAUGGAACCUUUCUGUAUAACGUAUCAAUGUUUUCACUGCUUUAGGCUGGGUAUUUCCAGUGAUGAGGCUGUUAGAUUUUUACUUAACGGCGACUUGAGACUCUUUAAUUACGUUCAUUCGAACUGGUUCGAACAUAUCCAGGAAUUUUGCGGGUCCGGCCCCAGCAAAGAACAGAUCGAGACUCUGUCGACAUCGCUCAAAAUACUCUUCCGGAAGCAACCUGUCUAUAGGAACCCAUAUCAGACCUGUGUUGAAUCGAAAUCUAGGUCAAGCUCUGGCCUGAGUGAAAUUUCUGGAGCCAAGGAGUUUUCUUGUUUCGAGCCUGAUUUGAAAGCCAGCCUUACAGCUAUUCUAGAAUUUCGGGAAGGAUUCGAAAAGCGAAACCCGAAGUUGGGCCCUGGAGAAGAACUGUCCCGUUGGUGCGAUGAGAAUAAUCCGUUGACAUUUGCAAGGGGUGCCCGGAGACUUCAAGAUGUCCUUGAAGAGUUACUCAACGAGAAGCCACCUGAUCAUGCCAAGAUGGAAAAAGCCCGCAAAGCUUACGGAGAAAAUCUCUAUUUCUGCAGAUAUCGGUUCUGUCAGAAUUCCUCGAGUGAUGGAUUUUCGACCUCCAUGAGGAGAGGUUACAUAUCAAGCCGCACAGAUGUCUUAUUGAAGGUUGCACUCUCGCGACAGCUCGGCCAUUUACAUCCAAAGCCCUGCUCCGAAAACAUAUAA
Messenger RNA from Morchella sextelata, 2451 nucleotides. RefSeq lists its product as uncharacterized. NCBI's taxonomy places the organism in Eukaryota, Fungi, Ascomycota, Pezizomycetes, Pezizales, Morchellaceae. The coding region runs from base 1 to 2451 and encodes 816 amino acids. The record is from RefSeq and is a predicted model, not a curated record. The transcript is spliced from 8 exons.